UAUAUUUAGGGCUUUAAAUAGUUAGGGCUUUCUGCUUCAGGUCGAAUUGGGGAAAAUGGCGUCUUUUAGGUCUAUCAGGCAGGCUAUCUACGAUAGAGAAGCCAGAAAACAGCAGUACCAAGCUCACAUACAAGGUCUCAAUGCGUAUGAUCGCCACAAGAAAUUCCUCAGUGAUUAUGUUGCCUAUUAUGGAAAGGACAGAUCAACACAAGAAGUUUUGCCUGUAAAAACAGAUCAAGACACACUUAGAGAGGGAUAUCGGUUUAUACGAACUGAGGAAGAUGAUAUGAAUCCAUCUUGGGAACAGAGGCUAGUGAAACGCUACUAUGACAAGCUUUUUAAGGAAUAUUGCAUAGCUGAUAUGACACACUACAAGAGUGGCAAGAUUGGUCUAAGAUGGAGGACGGAAAAGGAAGUAAUAUCUGGGAAAGGACAGUUCAUAUGCGGUAAUAAACAUUGCAACGAAAAAGAUGGUCUAGCAAGCUACGAGGUGAAUUUCUCAUAUGUUGAAGCAGGGGAAAACAAACAGGCCCUGGUGAAGUUGGUGACAUGUGAGAGAUGUGCUGAGAAGCUUCUCUAUAAGAAGCGUAAAGAGGAGCAACUGAAAGAAAAACAACGAAGGAAAAGGGAAAGAUCUGAAAGCGACAAUCACGAAGACGAGCAUGACAGGAGAGAACGGAAAAAAGGAUCAAAAGCUUCUACAUCAGCCGAGGAUCGCAAUAAAACAGACGAGGAUGAUGAGAAUUUUGACGAGUAUCUUGAGGGAAUGUUUCCUUGAAACUGUCUGCUAGUGAUGGAUGAAUGUAUUGAUGUCUCUAAAUGCUCUGUAUACACCACUAUGUAUCUUGUAUUAUUACAACCCACAUUUCCACUCAGUUAGAAGUGGUAAAUGAAAAUUGGUAGCAUAUAUUGUACUCCAAGAUUAAUCAAUACCCAUAUUUAAAGAAAAUGGAAGCACAAGCUUUUUGGUAAA
Messenger RNA from Ipomoea triloba (trilobed morning glory), 973 nucleotides. Its product is annotated as protein FRA10AC1. The transcript is spliced from 11 exons. The record is from RefSeq and is a predicted model, not a curated record. Gene Ontology annotation, molecular function: phosphatase activity. NCBI's taxonomy places the organism in Eukaryota, Viridiplantae, Streptophyta, Magnoliopsida, Solanales, Convolvulaceae. The coding region runs from base 56 to 778 and encodes 240 amino acids. Gene Ontology annotation, biological process: dephosphorylation.